AUGAGAUUGCUUGCCCCGUUUCUUUUCGGUGGCCUCACUACCGUUGCCGGCGCAGCUUGCAUAUCCGGCCAGAGCCUUUCAGUCACCGCGAGCACAGGCAUCUUCACUGGGCUCCUCAACCCAACUUACCCAAAUGUUCGCGAAUUUCGCAAUGUUCCAUAUGCUCUUCCUCCAACAGAUGAACGCCGCUGGCUCCCCCCUCAGAAGCUUCCGACCUCAAACAAGCAUUAUGAUACCACUCAAUAUCCGCUUUCAUGCCCACAGUUUGUGAGCAGGGUCAAGUCGGUGUGGAGUGAGCAGAUUCCGGAAUGGUUGAUCUUUGAUGGCGGUGAAAGCACCAGUGCCGGCCUGUAUGCGUACGGGACGUCUGAAGAUUGCCUGAGUCUGGCCAUUUGGACUCCACUCAAUGCCACGGCGGCUUCCAAGCUCCCGGUGAUUAUGUUCAUGACAGGAGGUAUGUCCCCUUUGAGAGAUCCUUUCGUCGUUCUGACAAGCCCUUCAGGAGGCAUGGUAACUGGAGGAGUCAAUAUACCGAUCCAAAUACCGGCUGAAUGGGUAGCUCGAAGCCAGAGCCAUAUUGUGGUAACCAUCAACUACCGGGUGAACAUCAUGGGCUUCCCCAACGCGGCAGGAUUGACAACUCAAAACUUGGGCCUUCGAGAUCAAAGAGCAGCACUCGAAUGGCUCCAGGCCAAUAUUGCCAGCUUUGGUGGUGAUCCAACCGCUAUAACGCUCUGGGGGCAAUCAGCAGGUUCUCGUUCGACCGACUAUUACAAUUUUGCUUACUAUAAAGACCCUAUAGCACGCGGCUUCUUCAUGGAAUCUGGAACAGCAUUAUCAAGCACUGCGAAUGCUGACGUCGAUGGCACCAACUUCACAUUUGUGGCACGCAGUCUCGGGUGUGACUUUCCAACCAACAAGACUGCUGAGUUAGAAUGCAUGCGAAGAGUUUCUGUCAGUGAGAUCGAGAACUUUGUUGGUCAGUACCAGGACAAUUCAAGCACAACAAACACUGGUCAGGCCCCAAUCGCUUUCACCCCAAUUGCGGACGAGGACGUCGUCUUUAGUAAUUACACUGCCCGAUAUCAGGCUGGUCAGGUUGCGAGAGUGCCGGCUAUAAUUUCGAACACCGCCAACGAGUAUGCAUCACUGGCACCGUAUCCAUUGAACAAUCUCACCGCAGGCCCUAAUCCACAAGCAGUGUCGGCAGGUACUCUCAACACCGUCUGCGGCAUUUCAAACUCAAGUCUGCAGCGCAACGACCUGAACAUCUCUACCUUUCGGUAUGUCUAUGGCGGGAACUUCUCCAACAUCAAUCCGCUGUGGUGGAUGGGCGCAUAUCACGCCGCAGAUCUGGCCAUGAUGUUUGGGACAUAUGGUAUCAGAGCUGGAGAGGUGUCACAACUGGAAAUCGAGACGAGUGCCGCCAUGCAAGACUAUGUUCUCGCAUUUGUCAAGGAUCCAAUCAAUGGACCACAGAGUGUAAACUGGCCUGCGUAUGAUCAUCGCAAUGCGGGUGGCCAGAUGAUUUUGUUUGGCGCUGACGGAAAAGCCGUUCAACAAGUGAAUGGGACCUCUAUUGAAGGCGUCUGUUAUGGCCAAGGCACUUAUGAUAGCACUCCCUGA
Molecule: messenger RNA, 1626 nt
Organism: Fonsecaea nubica
Lineage: Eukaryota; Fungi; Ascomycota; Eurotiomycetes; Chaetothyriales; Herpotrichiellaceae
Exons: 1
Coding region: 1-1626 (541 amino acids)
Source: RefSeq, a predicted model, not a curated record